AUGAAGCUGACCACCCUCUUCUUCGCCCUCGCCGCCGUUCUCGCCGGGGCCGCCAUCACCGAAGCUGCCACCAUCGACCACGCAGGCCCCUGGACCCAGAUCCACCACAAGAAGGAUAUCAAGUCCUUUAGGAUCUACGCCGAGCCCAAGGGCGCAGACUUGCGCAGCGCCACACCCGUGUACGACAAGUGCACCUUCUAUGGCGCAGCGGCUAAGAACCACGAUCUUGAGAAAAGGAAGCAGCCCAGCAGCAUUCUUGAGUUCCAGGAUCUGCGACACAAGACGGUGGGCAUCAACUGCGUCAACUGCACUCCCCAGGAGCUUGGCAACCUGUACCAGACCGACUUGUACUUGAACUGUGCGGUGCUGGACCACAGAUCGGCCGGUUGGAAGCCCAAGGGUGGCAACUAA
Molecule: messenger RNA, 411 nt
Organism: Sporisorium graminicola
Lineage: Eukaryota; Fungi; Basidiomycota; Ustilaginomycetes; Ustilaginales; Ustilaginaceae
Exons: 1
Coding region: 1-411 (136 amino acids)
Source: RefSeq, a predicted model, not a curated record